Messenger RNA from Cadophora gregata, 2268 nucleotides. RefSeq lists its product as uncharacterized. The record is from RefSeq and is a predicted model, not a curated record. The coding region runs from base 611 to 1783 and encodes 390 amino acids. Gene Ontology annotation, molecular function: methyltransferase activity. The transcript is spliced from 12 exons. Lineage: Eukaryota; Fungi; Ascomycota; Leotiomycetes; Helotiales; Ploettnerulaceae.
GGUAGAUCUCCCUCCCCUCCAAAGGUAAGUCUCCCUCUAAGGUCUCCCUCCCUCCAAAGGUAGAUCUCCCUCCCCUCCAAAGACUUUUAUAUUUAUCCGAGUACGAGUACUCCAGAAGGAGUGGGGUUCGUGAAGAGGGCGGAAACCUGAGAUACGCCCAGUCAUUCAGACCAUCUCACUGGUGAAGGUACGGUGUAGUCUCGGCAAUGCAACACCGAACGGCGCACGCCUCAACUGUCUGUUCCCCGCCAAACGAACCAAUAAAUAUAUCUCAACGGACGGCAUCCUCCAUCCGGGAUUCUUUCACAGCCUUCAAAAACGCCAGAAUGUGGAUUUCACUGACAGCGGGACGGCUCUGCUUGUUCCCCGCCAUACUAUUUCCACCGAAUCAGCGAGUCAGCAGGCUGUGAUGCGGCCGCCCAAUGCCCUGUGCCGUGAGAUAAGGAUCAGCACAUCCGCUUCUCUUCUUUCUCGGCCACGAACCCGAAAACAAAAUCAUUCGCAGCAGACUCGCUUUUGCAUUCUGAGGUCGAAGCUUUCUAUAACUAUCUGUCGUUAAGAAAAAUUUGCUAUCAGUACCGAGACGUCACUCUCUAUAUUUGUUGACAACAUGGAGGGAGCUAGUAAAGCUGGCCAGGCAUCCCCACGCCAUGAGGAACGCCCGAAGUCUAGUGAAGGUGCCGGUUCCGCGACGGCUUCGCAGGCCGCCGCCGUCAACAAUCCUCCUAGUCCUCCCCGAGCCGCAAGUUCUGCAACUAGUCCUCCAAACAAUACAACUAACACUGAGGACGCUGUCGCUGAUGAGAUUGCAAUCGAUGAUGGAUUUGAUGCAGAUUCUGCAUUCGGGGAUGAUGUUGCAUCUGACACGACUUCACUUGCUUCUGCGAUUAGUAGGGGAUAUGUGGAGAAUGGAAGAAAAUACCAAUCGACAAAAGGACAUGAAUACUGGGGUCCUUCAGAUGACAAGCAGUUUGAGACAUUUGAGUUGGGACAUCUUCUUUAUAUCAUCCUCGACAAGGACAUGCCAGAACCCCUAUUCCACUCGCCCAUUGGUGAUGGCCCUCAGAAUAUUCUCGAUAUAGGUACUGGCGAUGGCACAUGGGCUAUUGAAGUAGCAGAUAAGUACCCUUCAGCUACUGUCUACGGUGUUGAUUUGUACCCACCACCAGCUGUAUGGGUGCCACCAAACUGUGUAUUCCAAGUCGACGACGUGACACAAGAAUGGACUUGGAACAAGCAAUUCGAUCUCAUCCACCUGCGUCUCCUCCUCGGUGCCUUUACACCCGAAGAGCGAGAUCGUCUUUACAAAGAAUGCUACGACAACCUCGCGCCUGGCGGUUGGAUCGAAGAAGUCGAGCUCGACGUCCGCGUUAUGUCCGACGACGACUCCCUCGACCCAAACAGCAUCCUCGCCGGCUGGGGUCCCAACUUCCUCGGGUGCGCCGAACGCGCCGGUCGACCCCUCGACACACAACUAACGAUGAAAUCCUCCAUCGAGAAAGCCGGCUUCGUAAACGUACAAGAUAAAUUGUAUAAAUGCCCAUUGGGAUCGUGGCCUGCACUGAAAGUAUUCAAGGAUGCGGGGAAGGUCAAUAUGGAGCACUGGAAGGCGGGGUUGGAGGGGUGGGCGAUGUUUCUGUUGACGAAGUUUGGGGAGCCGACACCGUGGACGGCGGAGCAGGUGCAUGUUUAUGUGGCUCAGGUAAGGAACGAGAUAUCGCAGCCGCAUUUGCAUUGUUAUCAUUAUACGAGACGAGUGUGGGCACAGAAACCACUUACCUAGGUUUAGGCGAGUGUCGAACUGACUUCAAGAGUUGUGAUGCAAAGCAGCCUGUCACCAAUCUAUCCCUGGUGGCCUUGAUUCUCGCUUAAUCAAAUUUUCAACAGUGAUGCAGUAAACAAAGCUGUCGCUAGCUUGAUCAGCUAGGCAUCGACUAAAAUUUGCUACCGAACGCCGGAACAGACUCCCAUACAACCCUGACCACACAAUCCACUACAGGCACAAAUGCAACAAACGUCUCUCCGUUCCCCUCACACGUACCAUUCGAUUAGCAGAUAUGUAUAUCUCACGAGACGAUGAAAAUCCAAAGCCGCAAUAGUAUCAUAAGAUCUCUCAUCUUUACAAUCGCUGAAAACAGGGCUUACGAAUGAAGUUAUAUGUUUUCAUAUAUCCCCAACACACAGACUGGCCAUGUGUCUUAUACAAGUGUACAUAAUAUGCCGCACAGGAGAAGAAACUAUCGAACCAUAAGAUGAUGACUCUACGAG